UCUGGCUCAGAUACUUCGAAUCCAAGAGUCGGAUGAUUGCCGAUCAAAUAAAUCAUGCUCGCGAAGUAAAUCCAAAGGUGAGACGCUUCCCCUUCUCCUCGCCGAUGGAGUCGCUUGCCUCGCAAGCGAGGCCGGCGGCGGUGCUCUGGCUCGCCGGCUUCUUCCAGGCCGCGCGCCUCCACCGCGUUGUCUCCUUCUGCGCCAGCUCGAGGGCACUAUCCAUCAGGAUUGCACAGUGCUUCCUGCUGAACGGGCUUAUCUUCCUUGGGAGCUUGCUUACACUUACAUCGGUGGUCAUUCCAACUCUACUGUGGAUACUACCUGAGCGAUGCAAUCAAACAGCAGGACAUCUUUGUGAACACAGGGCAGCCGUAUCUAUCUAUUCAUUCUUGCGCUCCGGCCUUGUUGAGAUUUUUUAUGUAUUUUGGUUUUAUCCACUUUAUGUCUUCAGCUUCAUAUUAAGUACGAUUUGGUAUAAUGACAUUGCCAAGCAUGCAUUGGAUGUUGUGAAAAGUAAGAGCCUAGUUUUGACUCAAUCACUGGAUGCUCACAACAUAACUGAAACAAAAGAGCAGCCUGAAGGAUUUGACAGGGUUGCACUUGGUAUUGGGGAACAAGUCUAUUCAAUUCUUCUUUUAACCAUUUUCUUUGUUGAGGUUUCAGUGAUUGGUUACAUACCUUACUUUGGCAAGGCAAUGAACUUCCUGCUCCUGUCAUUGAUGUAUGCCUACUACUGCUUUGAGUACAAGUGGAACUUCUUUGCAGUGAGUCUGCAUGAGAGGCUUGAUUUCUUUGAAUCAAACUGGGCGUUCUUUGCUGGAUUUGGUGCUCCAUGCGUCCUUCCAAUUUUCUUCUUCUCUCCUCUUAUAAGCUAUGGGUUUCUGGCUAUACUUUAUCCGUUGUUUGUCUUGACUGCCGCAGGCACUCAAGCUGAGCAAGUAAUUGAUGCACUGAAACCUGCACACGAAGGGAAACUACAAAGAAUACCUGUGUUCUUUGUCGCAAAGCGACUGACGACAAAAGUACUGCAACUGUUUCCGGUGGCACAGAAAGAACAAUGAAGGAUCCACAGAAACAAACCAAGGAGGGAAGGCCGCUGUGUGUGUUGGGUGUGCUGCUAAUCACAAUGCCCCGCUCGAACGAACGUUGCAUCCGUAAGGUGCGCACGCCCUCUCCGCUCUCCGUAACGUGGAAGGGAGGGGCUUGCCGCCUUCACGCUGUAAAUAUCCUGUAACAAGCAUUUCUGUCGAAUGGGAACUUUGAAAAUAUAGAGAAUUGCACUUUGUUAUUUAGCAAGUGUUGAUCAUUCAAGAUUAGGCCGGCGAGUCGGCGGCACCAACCAGUAAUGAUUGGUUCCUUGGUUUCAUCUUGGCCAUGACAGAACAGUAGUGCUCUCUCUCUCUUUUCUUUUUGCUGAAUGUAUAACUCAAGCCGCCCUUGAGAUUAAUUAUUAUUGAGAGGCUGCUAGCUUUCGUAAGAUGCUGGACAGGCUCCAUAGUUUCAUGUA
Messenger RNA from Zea mays, 1507 nucleotides. RefSeq lists its product as uncharacterized. Gene Ontology annotation, biological process: macroautophagy. Bases 33 to 1061 code for a protein of 342 amino acids. The transcript has 11 exons. Gene Ontology annotation, cellular component: endoplasmic reticulum. Lineage: Eukaryota; Viridiplantae; Streptophyta; Magnoliopsida; Poales; Poaceae. The record is from RefSeq and is a predicted model, not a curated record.